CAUGUACACAUUCUCUCUGAGCCAGGACACAAGAAGACCGUGUACAACAUCUACUGCAGAGAGUACAAGGGAACUUGCAAAGAGCAUCAUUGUGUCUGUCGCCUGACCCCGCAUCCUUGGAAGUCUUGGCAGGAGCCUGCAGUAUGGACAAGCAGUGGUUUCCUGCAGCUGGAAUUCCCUUGGCUGCCCUCCUAGUCGUCUCGGCUUCUACCCUGACCCUUCUCUCUACUAAUGAAGACCCUGAGCAGUUUCCCUCAGACCCUGGCACAUCAGCUCAGCAAAGUAACCGCAUUCUACCGGACAUCCUGACAGACGUCACUGGUGGUAUCAACUCAGUUGAGAGGGAACCGGAGGCCCCGGGGAGGAGGGCAGGAGGCCUCUCUACAGAAGGAGCUGGAGGUCAGGAAUCUCCCUCAAUGCCUGGCUCCUCAGGCAGGGUCAUACCUGAACCAAUUCCCUCAGCCCUGACCACAUCUGCAUCCAACAUGGCCUCUCAGCCAGUGUCCUCUGGGGCUGACCCUGUAGAGGAAAUCAUGGCUCUUGGAACUCUAGAGACAAUUACGAUGUCAUCACCACAGCCGUCUCCCAGACAUGAAUCUGAGCAGAAGUUCAACAAGGUCUUCAGAUUGUGUGGGACAGUUCCUGCCUCUGCAACACUGGAGAAAAAUGUUGCAUCUCAACCAGCAUGGCAUUUAAUUAAAGCUUCCCCUCCCCCCAUAUUCUCUAGAUCUCCACACCUGUUAUGGUGUACCCCCAAUUCCACUGUCUACAUACCAGUGCCUGCAUGGAGGGAUGGCCACUCCAGGCCAGAGGCAUCCUCAUCUGUGCCCCUGGCUCCAAGUACCUCCUUAGGACUGCCUAUUUUUCCAUGGAUGCCUAACAUACUGAAAGCUACAGAGUCCCUGUCGCCUGCAUCUCCUGGAAGAUCACGGCUGGACCUCACCUCCCAAAUGGGCUCCAGGGCAUCUGAAAACACGGUGGCUUUGGACACAGGCCCAGUAUCCCGUGGUACUUCUGUGCUGCUGUUGCCCUCAGCAACAUCCCCUUCACAUGCAUCCUCCCUCCACUCCCCUCGCCCCUCAUCAGCAUCGCCCCUGUCUGCAUCCCCAUCACCUGCAGCUUUGUCCUUCUUCCCAUCACCAGCCUCAAUCCUGGUCCCCGUUUCCUCUGUCACCACAGGAGCCAGUGACUCUCCUAAACCUCCUGUGUCUGGGAUUGCACCCUCAACUACAGACUCUUUCAUUAAAACCUCAAACCUCCCACCCCAGAUAACGCUACAACCCAGUCACCCUGGGCCAUGGCUUCCCACCAGCACAAUCCACAUGCCCACGCUCUCCCUCCAACAUUUCUCUAGCCUUCCCUCUACCCCACAUAGCUCUGGCUUCACUGAGUCAUCUGUAGAUGCUGAUCCUCCCCUGGCCUCUACCCUCCCUCAGGCUAUGUCUUUGCAGGACUUGAGUUUCUCCACUCGAGGACCUAGUCAUACGAUCCACUCUGUGACCUUUAGGGUCAACAGCAAUCGCUUCACAAAAGCUGUCUGGAACCUGGCACCCUUGGAGCGCUGGCUGCUGAACAGGCUUAUUUGCUACCAGCUCCGGUUCAUCUACCAGGAGGCCUUCCCCAACUUCAGGAAUGUCAGCGCCUUGCUGUUUCGACCUGGCUGUCCAGAAGUGAAAGCCUCCCUCAUUUUUGGUCCUCCGGAUCCCUCGGCCCUAGAAAUCCUCUGGACUUUGUACCGUAAAGUGAAGUCCUCCAGAUGGUCCCUUGGGUACCUGUCCCUGGCCGACCAUGGCCUUUCCUCUGAUGGGUACAGCAUGACUGACCUUACCCAGGAAAUCAUCAACAUUAGCUUCACACUCAUGAGGCCCUUCCUGCCCCAGCUGCUUCUGCCUAGUUCUCAGCCUUGUAUCCUGCUGGAAAAGCAGAUCAUUCAGCUGGUCACCCACGAAGUGUCAAGAUUCUACAAGGCUGAGCUCCAGAGCCAGCCCCUGCUCCUAUUCAGCAAUGUGAAGGAGUGGGUGAGCGUUUACAUGGAAUACAAAUUCAAGAGCCCCGUCCCCAUCCGUCUCCAAGGCCUGGCCAGUCACCUAGCCCAUCAUAUAACUGAUCCCACCCUUCAGAAAUCCAGCAUAAUGGCCAAUGGGGAGAAAGCAGAUCUGGUGUUUUAUGAGAUGUGGCUCUUGAUCCUGGGUCACCCCUUCACCAAGACCUUGGAGAACAAGACUAGUUCUGAGUGCCAGGAGCUUCGUGGACUGCUGACGAGACAGCUAACCUCAGUCCUCCAGCCUUUGAAGAACUUUGGUCAAGUGGUGGUGGAGGAAUUCCACCAGGAACCACUGACUGCCAGGGUGCAAACGGCCUUCUUUGGGGCUGUGCCAGCUCAGGCCAUCAUUCAAGACACCGUACUCCAAGCCCUGGGCUCCCUGCAGGAAACUGAGGGUCUGCAGUUAGAGAUGCUCCUCCCAGUCCUUGGCACCCCCAGCUCCAGAGCCUCGAGAGGCCCCAGGGGCAGGGCCAUGCUGAACCUCCAGCUCUUCAUUUCUCUCUUUGUCCUGGCGGCUCUUUGUACGGCUCCUCCCUUCAUCAAGAAGCAAACCCUAUACCUCUCCUAGGUCACCUCACCUACGGUACUUUCUUCAAGCCCCUGCUUCACCCCACCUUCAUGCCACAUAAAACUGGGCAAACACUC
Messenger RNA from Mus caroli (Ryukyu mouse), 2689 nucleotides. RefSeq names its product taste receptor cell protein 1. NCBI's taxonomy places the organism in Eukaryota, Metazoa, Chordata, Mammalia, Rodentia, Muridae. The record is from RefSeq and is a predicted model, not a curated record.